Messenger RNA from Colletotrichum phormii, 621 nucleotides. RefSeq lists its product as uncharacterized. The record is from RefSeq and is a predicted model, not a curated record. The coding region runs from base 366 to 590 and encodes 74 amino acids. The transcript has a single exon. NCBI's taxonomy places the organism in Eukaryota, Fungi, Ascomycota, Sordariomycetes, Glomerellales, Glomerellaceae.
AUCUCUGUCUCUCAUCCACGGAUGUCUCUAUUCCCGUGCAGUCCGACAUCUUGUCCUGCAUGAGUUCGCAUGAUGCUUUCCCACCCUCAGCUGCUGCAUCAGUAGCCGCCGCCGCCGCCGUCGCUGCUGUGCGUAAUACAGGAAACCAUGCGAGGAGGCGUGUAAGUUGCGAUUGUGAGUGCCCAUGUAUGCGUGUGUGUAACAGAGAAGGGGGAAAUACUAGAAAAUGCCAUGAGGUGAUGAAAAAUUGGCCAUGUUAGUCUCACCGUACUUUACACAGAGACGGAGACGGCGAGGUGACUAAGGCAAGGUCAGAGUCUAGGUCAAGGUUCGGUGAAUAAAUUAGUUUCAAGGCGUGUGUGUGGAUGAGGAUGGAGAGGAAACGGUUCCGCGCGUCGCGAUUUCUCGCAUUGCCUGCGCCUUUUCUUCACCUUGGGCGAGACUGCGCUUGUGCUGUAGGUGAAGAAACGGUCUGGUGGCGAUGGGGAAUCAUCCCGAUGCUCGCCGGUCCGUUCGGCUUCCUCCAUACUAAUAUCGUGGGGCAGGCAGGUGAGCAGACGGGAAAGAAAAUCAAGGAGAAAAUCAUUUGAGCCAUAGUUAGCUUAUGUCGCCCAAAGUUCG